This is a messenger RNA of Pisolithus orientalis, 1765 nucleotides long. Its product is annotated as autophagy-related protein 22-like protein. The transcript has 7 exons. The coding region runs from base 9 to 1691 and encodes 560 amino acids. Gene Ontology annotation, biological process: amino acid transmembrane export from vacuole. The record is from RefSeq and is a predicted model, not a curated record. Lineage: Eukaryota; Fungi; Basidiomycota; Agaricomycetes; Boletales; Pisolithaceae.
GUCAUCGUAUGAUGCUCAGCCCAUAUAAGCGCCGACUUCUGGGAUGGCUGAGUUAUGCAUUUGCAAGCGAGGUAUUCGUCGUCGUUUCUUUGACGUUGUUCUUACCCAUCUGCUUGGAACAAUUCGCAAGUGACAAUGGCUACCUAAGUCCAGAAUACGUCCAGCCAUGUUCGUCCUCGUCAGGGAGCGGGACUUCAUAUGCGGAUGAGAGGUGUGCGGUUAAGAUUGGGUGGGUUUGGAUCGACACCGCCAGCUUCAGUCUAUACGUAUAUUCUAUGUCCGUCGCUUUUCAGGCUUUGACGGUCAUUUCGAUGGGCAGCGUUGCCGACAGACCGACGUGCCGGAAACCACUCCUGCUCACGUUCGCUUUCAUCGGCGCGUUCUCUGCAAUGCUAUUUCUACCCUUGUCCUCCAAGUCACCGUUAUGGUUCCUAUGCGCCGUGUUCGCCAUUCUCGCAAAUGUCGGCUUCGGUGCUUCCAUUGUCGCCAUGAACGCCUACCUUCCAUCCCUCGCGAAUGCGUCCCCCGAAGUAGUUGAUGCACGUAUGCACCUCGGAGAACUGGAUCCCUCGUCGGAAUCUAUUCCUGAGUCAGUCGAAGUCGAGGACGAACAGCCGUUGGUGUCUAGUCAGGAUUCUGUAUCUGCCCCUUUACUGGGCAUAUCAACACCUCCCAAGAUCGAUCAGAAUGCAUUCAAUGCAACGCUUUCCCGGGCUACUUCCCGCAUCUCUGCGCUGGGAAUCGCAUCUGGCUAUGGCGCUGGCAUAAUCCUCUUACUGCUUUCGCUGAUUCCUGUCACAAAACUUCGUGGCUCAACGUUUUCUCUUCGUCUCGCUAUUGGGCUUAGCGGUGCCUGGUGGGCCGUCUUUUCAAUACCUGCAGCUAUAUGGCUACCCAACGGUACGCACGACGAUGUCGUCUCUUUUGACUCUGCCGCCGGAAAGCCAGGGGAUCAAUGGACUCUAUCGUCUGAGAUCGUGGCCGCUUGGAAAAAGUUGGGCGUGAUGCUGCGAUGGAAUCAAAUCAAGCAACUCCAACAUACUUUCAGAUACCUCGCCGCGUGGUUCCUACUUUCUGAUGGGUUCACAACGAUCACUUCAACAGCAGUCCUCUUCGGGAAAACAACGUUACACAUGGAACCUUCUUGGUUGGUGCUCAUUGGCGCCAUCACACCUGCGAUGGGAAUCAGCGGCUCACUCGUGUUCCCGUACCUCCAACACAAAUUUUCUUGGUCCAACCUCAAGGUUGUCGUCAUCCUUGUCAUCAUGGUUUCGUGUAUACCCGCAUAUGGAUGCUUGGGUUUCCUUCCUAUCGUGAAGGGUUUGCCCUUUGGAGGACUCACAACACCUGGCGAAAUGUUCGGGCUAGCAAUUUAUUUUGGUUUUGCGUACGGCGCGUUCCAGAGUUAUGCGAGGGCUUGCUAUGCCGAGCUCAUUCCCCGAGGAGAAGAAGCACGAUGGUACGGUCUAUUUUCAAUCACGGACAAGUCGAGCUCCUUCGUUGGCCCUCUCAUCGUAGGGCUCAUUGCAGAUGCGACCGGCAACAUUCGCUAUGCAUUCUUCUUCCUCGUCUUUAUGAUUUGGCUCGCUGUACCCAUACUCCUCAGUGUUGAUGUGGAGCGAGGUCGAGCAGAUGCGCACAACCACCCCAUAAACCAGAGUUUCUGCGAGGUCUCUUCUAGCGGGUCAUAGUUAGCCCGACUUACAUAGUAUAUAAUGGGAGAAUCAUUGGUUAGGGCGUGUACUAGUAUAAUUUAGCUUGAGCA